This is a messenger RNA of Lepisosteus oculatus (spotted gar), 4347 nucleotides long. Lineage: Eukaryota; Metazoa; Chordata; Actinopteri; Semionotiformes; Lepisosteidae. The record is from RefSeq and is a predicted model, not a curated record.
GUCCGAGCCCGAGAGCCGGGAAUCCCAGAGGACUGAGACUGAGGAGAGAGGGACGGGUCCGAGCCGUGUCCGGCGGUGCAGACAGGACUCGUGCGGCACAGGGCGCUCAUCUCUCCCUGGUCUGUCCGUCCUGGCCUGUCCCGGGUCAGGCCGAUCGCGGCUCUGAGCAGGUCAUCACCGGUGGAGACUCACUGUCCCCUCCGAACGACCGGACGUGUCAGAACCGGGGGUCCAAUGAGCUGCGGCCAGAACCCAGCCGGCGAGCCCAAACUGGAGGCGGUUAUACAGAGACUGGAGGAGAGCGUCCUGUCUUCUGGAGACGAGAAGUAUUUGACAGUGCGUGGUGAAGCCCAAGACUCCCCACCCACCCGCCUGCCUGCACGUAUCAGAGAGAUUGUGACUAAAAACCUGAGCGAGCCCAGGCCGAGCGCCAUGUCCUCCGUGCUCUCUCUCCAGGACGAGAACCGGCUCUUGCAGACAGAGCUCGCCAGAGUCGAGGACCUGCUGGCUCACAGCCGUGCGGAGCGCGAUGAGUUGGCCAUCAAGUACAGCGCCAUCAGUGAGCGGCUGGAGGCUUGUCUGCGUGCCCGAGGCCUGGCCGCAGUGACCAAUGCUGACCUGGAUCAGGCGAUCAGCUGGCAGGCUGGCACUGAGGGGGAGGAGCCAGGGUCGCGGGGGCAUGCGCUGGAGCAGGCCCUGCGCGUGGAGACGGGCGAGAGGGAGCGCGAUUCGCUGGAGUCGCGCAGCCUGGCGCAGCAGAACACGGAGCUGCGCAGGAGGCUGGAGGAGGAGCAGGCCGCUUACAAGCGCAAGCUGACCGCCUACCAGGAGGGGCAGCAGAGGCAGGCGCAGCUGGUGCAGAAGCUGCAGGCCAAGGUGCUGCAGUAUAAGAAGAAGUGUGGAGAGCUGGAGCAGAGCCUGCUGGAAAAAUCCUCCGAGCUGGAGCAGCACAGACUGACCGAGGGGCUCGAGAUCUCUAGCGGCAGGCUCCGCCCCGAGGAGGAGGAGCCAAGCAACGACCUGGAGAAUGCCCUCAUCCGAUUGGAAGAGGAGCAGCAAAGGAGUGCCAGUCUGGCCCGGGUCAGCGUAGACCUCUCGGAGAUGCGGAACGAGCUGGCGCGGGUGUCGCGCGGUGCGCUGUCGUCGUGCGUCAGCCUGGGCGCCAGCGUGCGAGCCAGCGAGGGCAGCUCGGCCCUGGUGCAGGAGCGGCAGGCCGCGCAGCUGGCGCAGCUGGAGGGGCAGCUGCGGGACAGGGUGCGGGACAUGCUGCAGCUGCAGGCCCGGUGCGACGCAGAGAGGGCGGAGCUCAGCGCCAGGCUGGCGGAGGCCCAGGGCGAGCUGGAGAGGCUCCGGGCUCAGAGCGAGGAGAAGGAGCGAGCCGCUGCCUCCCUGACUCAGAGGCUGGAGGCGCUGGAGCACAGCAGCAGUGCAGAGCAGGAGCUGCAGACUCUGAGAGCACAGACUGAGGCUCUGCAGUUCACGCUGAGGGACAUCGCACAGACUGUGCUGGCAGACAAAGACCCUAGCGUAUCGUCUGAGGCGGAGGGGGAAAAUUUGGGAGGGGGGAGAGGAGCUGUGGUUCGAGGGCGGAGAGGAGGGGAGGAGCAGGAGGAGUGUGGGUGUCAGCUGCUCUGUGCCGCGCAGCUGGAGGAGGCGCGGGGGGCGCUGUCUCUGAGCGAGCAGGGCCGCGACGCGCUGCGGCGGGAGCAGCUGGAGGCGGAGCGCCGGCUGCGCGAGUCCCGCGACGAGGGGGAGGGGCUGCGCCGCGAGGGGGCGGAGCUGCGGCGCUCGCUGGCCGACCUGGCGAAGGAGAGGGACACCCUGAGCACCUCCAACACCCAGCUGAGGGACUCGCUGAGAGCCGCCGAGAGCGACAGGAUCAGUGUGAAGAGGCAGUGUGAGGAGAAGGAGCAGAAGCUGGCCGUGAUGGAGGAGAGCCGCGCAGCGUCUGAGAGGGAGGCCGGCGAGCUGAGGGCCGGCCUGAGGGAGGUGGAGAGGUCCCGGCUGGAGGCACGCAGGGAGCUGCAGGAGCUCCGCAGACAGGUGAGGCAGACAGACAGAGGGCUCCAGCUGCACAGGCGCCCGGCCAGCAGCCUGGGACACAGGAGCGAGGAGGCCUCUGGGCUGGAGCAGCAGGCCAGCUCCUUGUCCUCUGCAGACAUCUGGGGCUGCUGGGGGCUCGUGCUGUGCUGGUUGAUCUGGACGAGGUGGAGUGGGACAGAGAGACUCCAGUCCAUGCUGACAGACUGUGUUUUGCAGGACGAGGUGCAGACUCAGCUGAGCUCAGUCACCAGGCAGCUGGGAGAGAUGGAGGCAGAGAGAGACACGACGCAGAGCCGCCUGACACAGCUGGAGAGAGCACUGAGCCAGAGCGAGGAGGGGAAGCGGGGGGCAGACGGGAGGCUGAGCUCGGCUCAGGCGGCGCUGCAGCUGCAGGAGGAGGCGGUGCGGCGAGGGGAGAAGGAGAGGAGAGCGCUGUCGGAGCGCGUGGGCCAGCUGGAGAGGAGCAUGCAGAGUGCAGAGGCCGAGCGGCGCCUCACACAGGAGCAGAUGAGUAAGCUGAAGGCUGGAGAGGCGAGGCUGGAGGCAGAGAGACGGAGGCUGCGUGAGGCCCUGGAGGCAGCAGAGGCCCGGGGCACCAAGCUGGAGCUGGCGAGGCGCAGCCUGGAGGGGGAGCUGCAGAGGCUGAGGCUGAGCCUGGGGGACAGAGAGAGCGACAUUCAGAGCAGCCAGGACCGGCUGGAGGCGCUGCAGAAGCAGGUGUCGGAGGGCGAGAUGCGCGCCGGCGCUCUGCAGAGGGAGGUGGAGAGGCUGAACCUGGCGCUGGCCAAGGCGCAGGAGAGCGAGGCGGCGCUGAAGGAGAGGGCAGCCAGCCUGGCAGCCGGCCUGGCCGAGGCCACCGCCGCCCACAGCGCCACCCAGGAGCGCCUGGCCGCCCUGCAGAAAGCACUGGCCUCCAGCGAGCAGGACAGGCGCCUCCUACAGGAGCGCGUGGACAGCGCGCGGGCCGCAGCGGCGGAGGGGAAGCGCAGUGUGACGGCCCUCGCUGAGCGCGUGCAGGGCCUGCAGAGCGAGCUGUCGGACAGCGAGCUGAGGAGGGGGGAGCUGGAGGCAGAGCUGUCGUCGGCACAGGAGGCUCUGCGCCAGCGUGUCCAGGCCCUGGAGGAGGCCCAGCGCAGCGUGGAGCGCCUCCAGUCGGAGCGCGCACUGGCCGCCGAGCGCGUGCGCAGCCUGCAGAGGGCGCUGUCCCAGCUGGAGAGCGAGAAGAGGGAGGCGGAGAGGGCGGCUGUGCGGCUGGAGAAGGACAAGAACGCCCUGAGGAGCACGCUGGACAAGGUGGAGCGUCAGAAGAUGCAGUCGGAGGAGGGGAGUCUGCGCCUCUCUGCGGAGAAGGGCAGGCUUGACCGCUCUCUGUCCACGGCAGAACUGGAGCUACAGGACGCUCACCGGCAGAUCACCCUGCUACAGGCCCAGCUGGCGGAGGUGGAGCAGAGCCACGGCGGCCAGGAGGCAGCGAGGCAGCGGGAGGAGGCCCAGCGCGAGGCAGAGAGGCUGAGGGUGGCGCAGAGGGAGGCAGAGCGCACCCUGGAGGCCAGAGAGAGGGCACACCGCCAGAGGGUCCGGGGCCUGGAGGAGCAGGUGUCCACCCUGAAGGAGCAGCUCCAGCAGGAGAUCCGACGGCGCCAACCCCUCUUCUCCAGCACCUCGGUCCUGUCGGGAAACUGAUCCGACGCACACACAGGUUACACUACACUCACACACUUACACAUAUCACAGUUCCUUUGUAACAGUUCUUAAAAAUGUAUAAAAUCACUUAUCAUAGCCUAAUUAAGCUAACGAACCAGUGCAAUUAAGAGUUCAGGCAGGCAGCUGAGACAUCUGCCACAGAACCUGGUCAGGUGCAGAUGGUGUCACUCCACCCCACAGACAGCCUGAUCUUUUUAACCACAUCUGUUUUUAAAUUGUUUGUUUUGUUUUUAGAUCUUGAUUGUUGUCUUAAAAAUCAUGUUUUUAUGGAUCACAUUCUAAUUACAAAGCAAUAACAGACUGAAAAUGUUUUAUUAUUGGAAGUGUGGCGCCUUUCUAAUGGGGGUUAUUAUCAGCGUGUCGGGGAAUCUUUCACUGUGCUAAUCAAACCAGCCCGAUGGGGUUUUAAUAAAGACUGAUCUUGCUGAUCGUAGCGCUGGAGGCUCAGGUCUCUGAGGGGAGGUGGUGGGUGGGCAGGGGGCUUCUCCAGAAGGGUGGCGGAGGUACUGGGGGCGACAGUUCGUCUCUGACCCCCCCAGCUCGCUCCCUGUGAUGUAGCUCCUGUCCUCAUUGUUUUUUGUAUUAAAAUUGUACCUUCGA